Molecule: messenger RNA, 1653 nt
Organism: Aspergillus welwitschiae
Lineage: Eukaryota; Fungi; Ascomycota; Eurotiomycetes; Eurotiales; Aspergillaceae
Product: MCT family MFS transporter
Exons: 5
Coding region: 1-1650 (549 amino acids)
Biological process (GO): transmembrane transport
Cellular component (GO): fungal-type vacuole membrane
Molecular function (GO): transmembrane transporter activity
Source: RefSeq, a predicted model, not a curated record
AUGAAGGACGAACACCAGAAUUACGCUGAUCAAUUAACAAGACGAUCUUUAACAACCACCAACCACUGUCCGAGGCACUGCCUGCCAAUUCAGUCAGCUCAUAGCAGAGCCAAUAAAACUGCCGGCUCUGGGGUCAUUCUUGACGCUAGUCUCCACCAGCACGACGAGGAUGUGAUCCUGCCGCCCGCUUCUAACUCGAUAACCCUGAAAUCGAAUAUUCGAGAUUCACGAAACUAUAUGACAAAUUCACUUGAUGAAGGCUUGAGUAGACUUCUAUAUUUGGCGCUGCCUGCAAGCCUUUUGCUACAUCUCUUGAUGCAUCUUUUUAACAUUACCAUUGUCGAAAUUCAUCGCAACCCUUCACCAGCGAUUCCAAUGGACAGUUCCGAUUCUUCGAAUACAAAAAAGCGGACCCCCACAGAAUCUGCGGAUACAGUCCCCCCUCCCCCUCCUGAUGGCGGCUUGACUGCGUGGUUGCAAGUUGUGGGAGCCUUUUUCCUCUUCUUCAACUCCUGGGGUAUCCUCAACGCCUACGGAGUAUUCCAGAGCUACUACCAAUCGGACCUGAUCCCUACAUACUCAUCCUCCGCUAUCACCUGGAUCGGCACCGUGCAAGGUUUCGUCCUGUUUCUGGUUGGAGUGAUCGUCGGCCCCAUCUUUGACAAAGGCUUUCUGCACAGCUUGAUUGCCUUUGGAACCUUCAUGGUCGUGUUCGGGCUGAUGAUGACCUCCCUGUCAACCCAGUACUACCAGCUCUUCCUUGCGCACGGCAUCACAGUGGGCAUCGGCUGCGCAUUUCUCUUUCUACCCAGCAUCGCCAUCGUCGCCACCUACUUCACCUCACGCCGCGCCGUCGCCACCGGCAUUACAGCGUCAGGAGGCAGCAUCGGGGCGGUAAUAUACCCCAUAAUGUUCCACAAACUGAUCAGCCGAGUAGGGUUCGGCUGGACGACACGGAUCAUCGGCUUCGUAGCGCUAGCUGGACUCUCCGUCUCAAUGCUGGUAUUAAGGCGGCGCCUACCACCACCAACGAAGAGCAGAUCUUUACUGGACGUUGCUGCUCUCAAGGAACCAGCCUUCCUGGUCUUCAGCUUCGGCCUGUUCUUCUGCUUUGUGGGACUCUACUUCCCCUUCUUUUACCUCCAGAGUUACUUUACCUACUACCUGCACAACGACAGCAGCUUAGCAUUCUACAUUUUCGCAGUCCUGAACGCUACCUCCGUGCUGGGCCGCAUCACCCCCGGUCUUAUGGCCGACCGUAUCGGCGGCUUGAACACUCUGGUGCCUAUUAGUAUCCUGGCGACCAUUUUGGCAUUUGUGUGGAUCGCCGUGCGCAACGUGGGCGGGGCGGUCGCUUUUACCUGCUUGUACGGCUACGCUUCCGGGGCGAUUGUCUCCCUGCCACCGUCUAUCUUGACACGCAUGUCUCCGAAACUGGGUGUUGUGGGCACGCGCCUGGGCAUGAUCUUCAUGUUUGCUGGUUGCGGGUUCCUGAUCGGUACGCCGAUUGCUUCGCUUCUGCUGGAUCUAGAGGAGGCUUCGUUUUGGAAGGCUCAGCUAUUCAGUGGUAUGUUUGUCGCUGCUGGGACGAUCUGUUUUGUUCUUCUGCGGGUGAUGCUGUGGCGGAAGGGCGGGGGCUGGAAGAUUUGAGAG